AUGUUCUUCCUUUUAGUGUUUGCUUGGUUCUCCCCUCCUACUCCUAUUGAGUCCAGAAUGGUCACAGUAUCUCCUAAGUGUGUCGCCUGGUCGUUCUUGGCCCAGAUUACCUUUGGUAUCGUCAACUUCCUCAUAUCCUAUACCAACGUCCCGGGUGUUGACCCCUGGGCCGUCAUUGGUUGGAUUUGGCUUACUUCUGGUCUCAUCGGAGUCUUUGUGGGGAUCUACUUCUGGUGGAAUCUUGGCGCUAUGUUCUUCACUGACGAGCAAAUGAAGGCUGCCGAGACUUACAAGCAGUUGGACGAUCAGCUGCUCCCUCAAAAGUUGCCUCCCAGCCGCUUGACCUUGAGUGCCAAGGUACUUACUAUCAUCGGAGGUAUGUGCGUUGGCUGGUCCCAGUUGAUGAUGAAGUGGGCCUUUGCCACAGACCCAAAGUCCACAGGUCCCUUGACAGCCGUCAUCUCCUCGGAUAUCAUUGUCGUUGGUGUCUUCUGUCACUUCAUUUACAAUGAGAGGUUGUCGGCUAUGCAAGUCUUUGCCAUUUGCAUCGUCCUCAGCGGUUUGGUGGUCAUGGCUGCAUUUGAUGGUGGUAGCUCCGGCAAGCUCAUGGGCUUCGUCUAUGCCAUCCUUGGUAUGCUGACUUUCGCCGCCAGUCUGUUAUGUAUUCGUCAGAGUUGCAGAGAUGGUAUGGCCGCAUGGUCUGGCUUCAUCGGUCGUAUGGGUGUCAUGUUCUUCAUGGGUCUCAUUGCCAUGCUUUAUACUGUGUUCACCCACUCCUUUUUCCCUGAGGACUGGUCGCUGUGGCCUCAAAUGUACAUCUGGCCUCAGGUUGCUGGUAUCUCUCAGGCCGUUGGUGUGCUAGCUCUGAACUAUGCUCUUAUGUACCCCUCCACUGGUCCCGUCAACGUCAUCGUUGCCUCCAACUCUAUUAUCGUCCUUGCCCUCAACUACUUUCUUUUGGGCCUCAUCCCCACGACUUCAAAACUGGUUGGUAUGUGUGUUGUCAUUUGCGGCGUCUCUCUCAUCAUUCUCUGGCAACCCAAGAAGGCCCAAGAGGAGGAGGAGACCUAUCUGUCCCGUCGUGAUGAGUUUAUCAAGCGUUCGAUUAUGCGCACUGCCAGUUCGGGUGGUAGCCUCAAGGCACGUAUGUCUAAGGUCUUCCCUGGUGAGAAGUCCCCCUUGCCUCCUACUGCCCGCUCGGGUAUUGCCGGCGCAUUUGCCGUUGUAUAAGGUUGGAAUACAACGUGCUAUUACCACUAAUACCAUUGAAUGACUACUAAUGUCUUUUUGAAAUUGGUAUCCAUAUAUCAUGGCUCAUGCUCAAUAGUGAGAUGGGUAGUGGUAUCGGUAGUAUAUGUGCCGCCUGACUGUUUUGCUGAAAUUGAUGCUACUACUAUUGCUUUAGUUGCAACUACGUGUUGUUAACCCCUUAGGGACGUAAGGACCCCCUGAGGACUGUACUGAUAAUUGUCUUGUAACCUUGAUAGUCGGGUAGCAAACUGCACGACAUAAUCCCUUCACCGCUUGGACUCAGCAGUGGUCGAUUAUGAGGGUUGUUUCCCGUUCUCGCCGAAUCUCCAUGUAACUCGUGGUUGUAUCGCUUGAAUGAAUGAUCACUCGUAAGUCGCCCACCUUGCUACUUUUCCGUGGACAGAGUGUAUGUACCUCGUCCCCAUUUACAAGAGAUGAUUUCUCGUA
Messenger RNA from Perkinsus marinus ATCC 50983, 1698 nucleotides. RefSeq lists its product as hypothetical. The transcript has 4 exons. The record is from RefSeq and is a predicted model, not a curated record. Lineage: Eukaryota; Perkinsozoa; Perkinsida; Perkinsidae. Bases 1 to 1230 code for a protein of 409 amino acids.